GACGACUUAUACUCCCGCACAUUCCCCCCAAGCCCCGCUUUCUCCCCUCUGUUCGACAUCUCAUCCUCCUCCUCCUCGCCCCGAAACCUUCUUUUGUGUUCGCGCCCAUGUUCUGUUGAUUGACCGGCUGCCUUUAACCGGACUACUUUCCACCUCCAUCGGCACGCCGUUGCGCAACCACCUCCCCCUUUGUCCCCCGCUUUGUCGACAGCGCGAUAACCCACCGACAUCCUCGAUCCUCCGUGGCCGCCGCCAUGGCCUCCUCGACGAACCCUUCGAGCAUUCAGCUUCGCCGCUUGGGCCGCCUGGCACUCGGCGUGCUCUUCUUCGCCUUCGCGCUGACCUGUCUCACCACAGCGCUCCAGCACACCUUCACAUCCAACACGCCGACCACGCUCUCGAUCCACCGGAUCCUACACAACUGGGGCCUGUCCCCCUCGACGUACUGGCGCACCCUGUAUCCCACCUCGUUCACGCGCGACAUCUACCCCAAGCCGAUCCACUCGCACAACGACUACUGGCGCCGCGUGCCGUUCUACUCCGCCAUCUCCGUCGGCGCCAUCUCCGUCGAGGCCGAUGUGUGGGAAUACUCCGGCGAGCUCUACGUCGGCCACGACACCGCCAGCCUGACCCGGAACCGCACCUUCGGCACGCUGUACGUCACGCCGAUCCGCGAGAUCCUGGACGAGAUGAACCAAGCGCAGCGGAUUCCCAUCGGCUCGUCGUCGUCGGAGGAAGAUGAGGCCGCGGUAGCGAAGCCUUUGCGCGGGAUCUUCGACGUCGAUCCGGAGCAGACGCUGCACCUCUACGUGGACAUCAAGACUCCGGGCGCCAGCACGCUGCCAGUAGUGAUACAGCAGCUCGAGCCGCUGCGCAGCCCGCGGAACUUCCUGACGCACUGGAACGGGACGCACCUGGUCCGCGGACAGGUCACCGUGCACCUCAGCGGCGCCGCGCCGUUCGAGCUGAUGCUGCAACACGAGUACCGCGAUUACUUCUACGACGCGCCACUGAGCGGGCUGGCGAGCGGCCGGUACAAUACUAGCAACUCGCUCAUGGCCACUGCGAGCUUCAGGAAGGAGAUCGGCGCUGUGUAUUGGGGCUCCGGCGGGCUGAGCAGGAAGAUGAAGGACAAGAUUGCCGCACAGAUUAAGGCGGCGCAUGAGCGCGGCAUUGGAGUGCGCUACUGGAGCACUCCUAUGUGGCCCAUCAGCGUGCGCAACCAGGUGUGGGGCACCCUGGUCGAAAUGGGAGUCGAUCUGUUGAAUGUCAAUGAUCUCAAGGCCGCGACGGAAAUGAAGUGGUAGCGGUCAGUCGGCUUUGGCUUUGGCUUUGUUCUUCCGCUGGCAUCUCGGCGGUUUGUGCGAUUGGGUUCAUGAUACGGAGUUUACUGGAGCGGGCGUCUUCUUUUUUUCUGUGUUCCUUUUUUCUUUCUUUCUGUGCUGCCUUUUUGGAAGCGACUUAAGCUCUUGGGGAGGUCAGUGA
This is a messenger RNA of Tricharina praecox, 1485 nucleotides long. RefSeq lists its product as uncharacterized. Gene Ontology annotation, molecular function: phosphoric diester hydrolase activity. Lineage: Eukaryota; Fungi; Ascomycota; Pezizomycetes; Pezizales; Pyronemataceae. Gene Ontology annotation, biological process: lipid metabolic process. The coding region runs from base 255 to 1307 and encodes 350 amino acids. The record is from RefSeq and is a predicted model, not a curated record. The transcript has 2 exons.